AAGCUUCGAACGCAGCUAUUUACGUUUUUUGACACACAGUUAAAAAGUUUUGUAGUGAAAGGUUUUUUUCGAUAAAAAAAUAAGUGUAUUUUACUAAAAUAAAACAAAACUCAAUAUUUUAUUUUCAAGAAUCAAAAUAUUUUAAAUAAAUAAAACAGAAACAUGGAUCGCCAUGAUUUACAGCUUCAAUCAUUUGAUGUGAUACGUUUUGCUUCUUAUCGAACAGCCUGUAAAUUAAGAUUUGUUCAAAAAUUCUGUAAUUUACAUUUAGUUGAUGUCUGGAACAUCAUAGAAUCUUUUAGAGAAAAUGGUCUUAAUUCAUUGGAACCCACAAAUGAAAUUUCAGUUUCUAAAUUAGAAACAUUGAUUUCAUCGCUAUAUCAUAAUUUAAACAAACGUUUACCGAUCCAGCAACAGAUAUCGGUAGAAUCAAAAGCAAGUGUUCUAUUAAAUUGGUUAUUGUCAGCAUAUUUUGGGUCUGAGUGUGGCAAAAUUCGAGUUUUUUCAAUUAAGAUUGCUUUAGCAAUUAUGUGUGCUGGUAAACUAGUUGAUAAACUUAGAUACAUAUUCUCUCAAAUAUCUGAUGGAGCGGGACAUUUGAUCCAUUGGAAAUCAGCGUCAUUUUUAAAAGAUUUACUUGCUUUACCUGCUGCAGUUUUCGAGUCUCCAUCAUUUUACUAUCGUGAUGGACUAGAAACUGAAUUCUUUCCUUUAAACAGUAGGAUAACCGUCAAUGAUUUCAUUGCCACACUAAUUGUUGAGCCUGGACCACCUUGUCUUGUUUGGUUAUUACUGUUGCAAAAGCUUGCUACUGUCGAAUCUGUUGUUCAUAAUACUACAUGUUCUGUUUGUAGUAAAGAAAGUUUUACGGGAUUCCGUUAUCGUUGUCAACGAUGUCAUAACUACAUCAUGUGUCAGGACUGUUUUUGGAUUGGUCGGACUACAGGUGAACAUAAAAAUGAUCAUGAGGUCAAAGAGUAUUCCACUUUUAAAAGUCCUAGUAAGCAAACAUUGAGUAGUUUAAGAAAGAGUUUUAGAUGUUAUCCAGAAAAAUCAACACAAGCACUGCCACGUUUUCCAGAGCAUCCUGAGAAAACUCUUAACUUGUCACAUAUUGUUCCUCCAUCUCCGCUACCUGCUCAUAACAAAUUUUCAAUCCACAACGGAAUGACUGAUUGUAUCAGUAAUAAGUCAAUGGGUAUUUCAAAUGAUAGUACUCUAUCAAAUAAUUUUUUAUCAGGCGAUGAGGAACACAAACUGAUUGCAAGAUAUGCUGCAAAAUUAGCACAAGAAGAUCUUUCGUCGACUGAGCAUCAGGUUUCUAGUGUUUUAUGCAUUGAUGAUGCUCAACAUCAAAGAGAGAUUAUUGCAGAAUUGGAAAACAAAAAUAAAGAAAUAAUGAAAGAAAUCCAAAAAUUAAGAAGACAAGAAGAAACAGAUAUUGAAAGUGGUAUAAAUGGAGAAAAUGACGGAGGGCUUAUGACUGAACUUCGAGCAUUGCGUCAACGAAAGGGAGAGCUUGAAGGUCAUUUAGGAGCUUUACAGGACUCACGUCGACAUUUAAUGUCUCAACUUGAAGGAUUAAUGCGCAUGUUAAAAAGCCAUCAGAUAACAAGUCCAAAGUCUUCUCCAAACUCUAGUCCUAGGUCAUCCAGGAGUCCACCAAUAAAUCAACAUGUGUCACAAAUUGGAGAAUUUGAAUAGUGAAUAUUAUAUAUUUUAAAAAAUCUUAAUACAUAUUAUAAGUAUUAACGUUUAAUAUGUAACAUAAAUUAUAAAAAUACACAUUUCUAUAUCUAUGCCGUCAUAAAAAUGAAGAAAGUUUGUCACUUACCUAUGAAACCAAAUAUAAAAAAGAAUAUUUUCUUCAUUAAUAUUUUUAUGCCCCGCAUCUUU
Messenger RNA from Culicoides brevitarsis, 1896 nucleotides. Its product is annotated as dystrobrevin beta. Gene Ontology annotation, molecular function: zinc ion binding. Bases 163 to 1704 code for a protein of 513 amino acids. Gene Ontology annotation, biological process: synaptic signaling. The transcript has 4 exons. Lineage: Eukaryota; Metazoa; Arthropoda; Insecta; Diptera; Ceratopogonidae. The record is from RefSeq and is a predicted model, not a curated record. Gene Ontology annotation, cellular component: plasma membrane; synapse.